AUGCGCUCUCCCCAUGGUGCUCGGUAUUUAUAUGUAUUGACGGCGGCGGCGGCGGCGGCGGGUGCCCGCCCGCCCCCCUUCUCGCGGAAAGACUCUCACAGCAGGAACGGCUACAGGCAUUACUGGAGUGACGGCGGAGGGGGUUUGAGUUAUGGAUGUGUGGGUCACAUGGAUCAGUCUUGUGGUUACAAAUGUAAAGGAACGAGUGGAUGCAGAAUCAUUCUUGCUGCUGCUGCUGCAGCGUCUCCUCCUGCUGGAAAGACGGCGAAAGAGGAGGAGGAGCAGCAGCAGCAGGAAGAAGAAGAAGAAGAAAUGUGGGGAGCAUGCGAGUGCAUGCCACUCUUGUUCUGUUUCCCAACUCUCUCGGCUCUCCGUCCCACACUUUGCACCACCAGCCCCCAGAGCCGUCUUCGCGCCCCGCACUGUUCUCCUUCUUGA
This is a messenger RNA of Trypanosoma grayi, 438 nucleotides long. RefSeq lists its product as hypothetical. NCBI's taxonomy places the organism in Eukaryota, Euglenozoa, Kinetoplastea, Trypanosomatida, Trypanosomatidae. Bases 1 to 438 code for a protein of 145 amino acids. The record is from RefSeq and is a predicted model, not a curated record. The transcript has a single exon.